This is a messenger RNA of Ambispora gerdemannii, 1635 nucleotides long. The record is from the annotation of a GenBank genome assembly. NCBI's taxonomy places the organism in Eukaryota, Fungi, Glomeromycota, Glomeromycetes, Archaeosporales, Ambisporaceae.
AUGUCUAAAUUUACAAGAAAUCUUAUUAAAGAUUUGGCCGAGCUUUUAGAAAACUCGGACGAAUAUAAUAUUACUAUCACCGCAGGCGAAAAUGAAAACGCAAAAAAGUUUCAAGGGCACUCUCUCAUUCUGCGCGCACGUUGUCCGUAUUUUCGUCGUACGUUAUCAAAAGACUGGGCAAAGAAAGAAGGUGAAAUGAUGGUUUUUAAAAAGCCGAACAUUUCGCCUAUAGUAUUCAAGCUUAUACUAAAAUAUUUAUUUACUAGCGAAAUUGAUCUCAAUGAAGAAAGCGGAGACGAUGUUUUGAAUUUACUCGUUGCCGCAGAUGAACUAGAAAUUCAUGAAUUAAUUCAUCACGCGCAAGACAAUUUAAUUUCAAAGAAGUUUACCUGGAUUCAACAAAAUCUCGUAAAGAUUAUGCAUACCGUUUCGCUUCAUGAAUUAUUUGAAAGAUUAUCUGAACAUUCUAAUAAAAUAAUCAACGAAGAACCUCAUCUAAUUUUAAAAGCUAGUGAUUUUUUAUCUCUGAAAGAAUCAGUACUUGUGUCUUUGCUCAAGCGCGAUGAGCUAGCCAUGGAUGAAAUUGAAAUCUGGAAUUCCAUGAUCAAAUGGGGUACAGGCAAUACUUUAAAUUUAGGCAAUCAACCUGUAUCAAAAUGGACGCCUCAAAAUUUCGCCGCUUUAGAAAAAACGCUUCAUCAAUGCAUUCCAUUGAUCAGAUACAGUGAUAUCUCAAGCAAUGAUUACUUUAAAAAAGUAAUGCCUUAUCGGAAAAUUAUCCCGAAGGACAUGAAAACGGAAAUUUUGGGUUAUCAUUUUACAAAUUCGAAUCCACAACCUAUCAAAAUUUUACCUCCGCGAUCAGGCUCAAUUAAUUCUAAAAUUAUUAAGUUUAAACACACCAAUUUGAUUUCCUCUUGGAUUGAUAAUAUAGCGAUAGGUAACAUCAAUUAUUCUGAGAGUGUUACCGAAAAGGUUAUCGAAAGUUUUGAAGAGACAAAUAUAGAAACAGUGGAAGAACACAUUCAUGCUGACUAUACUCUUUACAAGGGAGAUAAAUCUAACGAAUCUCACAAAUCGCUAUAUGAAUUCAAACUCCUUUAUCGCGGUAGCCGCAAUGAUUUUGAAGCAAAAAAAUUCCGUGAGCUUUGUGGUUCUCAAACAGGAACCGUGGUAGUCGUGAGAACAAACAAAAGUGGAAAAAUUAUUGGCGGCUACAAUCCUGGCGAUUGGGGUGGAAAUGUUAUUAGUAGAAAUGUUGAUAGUAAAAAGGCUAUUAGGGGUAGAAAUGUUAAUAAUUACUAUAAUGGAUAUGGUGGUGUUAGUUAUCUUAAUGCACCUGGUACAUUUAUCUUUUCCUUAGGUGAUGGAAGUGAUCUUCAAAGUGCAAAAAUUUCACGCAACAACUGGGGAAAUCAAAUUGCAUACAAUCCUUAUCAGGCUGAUUCUGGUCCCUAUUUUUAUAAUGAUUUAUAUAUCAGCGACAACUGUAAUAAAAAUGAGUCGAGCUGGUAUCAAUAUUGUAGCUAUGGAACUCAAGAUUUAUGGGAUGAAGCUUAUGCAGGGCUAAGAUAUAUCUUUAAAGUAGAUGAGUAUGAAGUAUUUCAAAUUUCAAAAAAACAUCACGUUAAGUAA